Trichoderma virens Gv29-8 is the source of this 2025-nucleotide messenger RNA. RefSeq lists its product as uncharacterized. The coding region runs from base 1 to 2025 and encodes 674 amino acids. NCBI's taxonomy places the organism in Eukaryota, Fungi, Ascomycota, Sordariomycetes, Hypocreales, Hypocreaceae. The record is from RefSeq and is a predicted model, not a curated record. The transcript has a single exon. Gene Ontology annotation, molecular function: metallopeptidase activity.
AUGGCUGCCCCACCUAUGCCAGAUAUUCUUCCAUUCCCUACUCAAGUUGAGGUCUCAAGGUCAGAUGGCGAUACGCCUGCUGCUUCAUUUCUUCCUGGUCUUUCAUUUCUUCCUGGUCUUACACCGUCUCGCGCCAAAUCCGUGAGAACUGGAGCCUGGAUGCUCAACUACGCUCCAGUUAACUCCCCUUUGGUAGCUUACGAUGGCACGAUGCGUGUCGAAACCAUUCCUGGUGGCCGGAGAGCGAGUGGAGACCUCUACCAACGGCCGCUCAAGGUCCCAUUUCCAUUUCCUAGACCAGGAAAUACUAUUCAAUUGCUCCCUCCACCAGACCCUGCAAAUGGUAUUCCAGUCCAAGCCAUCAGCAGAUAUCGCUACUACCUCCGCGUUACCAAGAUCCUUGAAAACGUAACAAUUGCGAAUUCAUUUGAACUUGGAUUCCAAAUGUUUCUAUUUACUCCGACCUCCAAUGGUGCUGGGACUUGGUCCCCUCCAGCGACAUCUGCCAUUAAUUGCACUGCAACUAUGACGUGGACGCCAGCACCAGCGGGUUAUCCAUCCUCCAGUGACUACUUGGAGGGGGAGUUGAAGCAAGAUGGUACCAAUGUUACCAUGGGUCAUCUGAAGAUGGGGUGGCUUUCUAAAUUCCUUCGCAAAGCCACGAUUGAGAUCGACACUGUAGCAGAAUCGGAACAACCCGUGGAUAGUGGAAAUGGCCAUAACUGGGAGACUGUCGGAGAGUCAAUGGGAUACGAUCUCAAGAUCGACCUCAGUGAACGCAAUAUCCCAGAGGCAAGUGGUGAGCGCUGGGCCGAUAGCGAAAUGAAUAAUGCCAUGAUUAAUCACCGCGAACGGAUCAGCCUCGAUGAUGAGUGGCAUUAUCAUAUUCUUGCCGUUCACUUUAUUGACUCCACUCCCCGGGGCAUUAUGUAUGAUUCUGGUGCGACUGAUUCAAAUCACGUUCCUCGUGAGGGCCUCGGAAUCUCGACACACUGGAUCAUCGACCCUGAUUGGGGGACUGUGGGCAACAUGCGAUUUGGUCUGGCUAAAGCACCGCAUUUCCGUACAGCAGUUCAUGAGCUCGGACAUGCUCUUGGUCUCCAGCAUAACACCAUCGAUCGGGGUUUUAUGAAUACCAGCGAUAUGAUUGCUGCUGCUGGGACCGCAGCUAACCCGUUUCCCAACAACAUCAAAUGGUCCUUCGCUGAUAACGAUCUCAAGCGUCUUCGUCACUGGCCAGAUAUUUUUAUCCGUCCAGGGGGUGUCCCAUUCGGGAGUGCAAACGAUUUUGUCCCUCUUCUAGCCCCUGACGAUCGUGCCCUAUCACUCGAUAUACCCGAUCUAAGACUCACGGUUACUCCACUGCUUACUGAGGUUCCACUGGGUGCACCAGUCCGCGUGGCGCUCGAACUCACUAAUACCAGCGACAAGGCAGUCAAAAUCCCAGCGAGAAUCGAUCUGAAAUCCACUUGCAUUUGUGGCGUGGUGAAAGAUCCAAGUGGAACACAGCGCAGUUUCAGAUCGAUUAUAGGGUGCGUGGAUGCCGAGCCGUUGACUGAUCUUGAACCUAAGAAGUCAGUCACCAAAUCCUUGACCCUGCUGCGUGGUGGUGAUGGAUCUUUGUUUCCAAUCUCUGGUGUUUCCGAGGUUAUAGUUACCCUGCGCUGGGCUUUGCCUCCAACUGGUGAGGUUGGCCCAAUACCCGAGGCCGUUGUGCAAGGGAGCACGACGGUGUUCAUUACUGGGGCACGCACUGGUGCUCAUGCUAAGGCCGCCCAUAAGAUGCUCACUACACCUGAUGCUCAUUUGGUUCUGGCAUUUGGAGGGUCUCAUCUUAGUUCUGGGAUUGAAGCCCUAGGGGUUGCCGUUGAAGACGAUGUGUUGGGUCCGCACUGGAGUGUGGUAAAUGCAAAGGUACUGGCUAAAGAUGGGGAAAAGGAUUAUGGUAGGCAGCUUUUGGAGGACAGGGACCAGUAUGUCUUGACUGUCGAUGAAGAGCAAAAGCUGGAGCGUCUUUUGCAAUAA